Molecule: messenger RNA, 1193 nt
Organism: Scaptodrosophila lebanonensis
Lineage: Eukaryota; Metazoa; Arthropoda; Insecta; Diptera; Drosophilidae
Gene: CSN6
Product: COP9 signalosome complex subunit 6
Exons: 2
Coding region: 75-1082 (335 amino acids)
Biological process (GO): protein deneddylation
Cellular component (GO): COP9 signalosome
Molecular function (GO): protein binding; metallopeptidase activity
Source: RefSeq, a predicted model, not a curated record
AAGAAAAAGGGAACCAACAAACCCUUUAUUAUAAAAUUAGUUAUAAUUACACAUUAUUGAUACAUAUUUAGAGUAUGGAGCAAAUGGAUGUAGAUGUGGACAUGUCGGCAAAGCCGAGUACUUCCAGCUCCGUCAUUGAUUCUGCCGCUAGUGCCCAAAGCAAUAAACCAAAAACUAAUAUCAUGGCCGCAGCUGGAACAGUGGCGUCUAUCACAAUUUCGCUGCACCCAUUGGUUAUAAUGAAUAUAUCGGAGCAUUGGACCCGUUUCCGAGCACAGCACGGCGAGCCACGACAGGUGUAUGGGGCAUUAAUUGGCAAGCAAAAAGGGCGUAACAUCGAGGUGAUGAAUUCAUUUGAGCUCAAAACUGACGUUGUUGCGGAGGAAACCAUCAUUAAUAAGGAGUACUACAACAAAAAAGAGCAACAAUACAAACAAGUUUUUAGCGAUCUUGAUUUUAUUGGAUGGUACACUACUGGCGAGAAUCCAACAGAGGGGGACAUAAAAAUACAGAAGCAAAUAGCUGAAAUCAACGAAUGCCCAAUCAUGUUGCAAUUAAACCCGAUCUCUCGAAGUGUAGAUCAACUACCAGUUAAGCUGUUUGAAUCACUAAUCGACCUCGUAGACGGCGAGGCCACAAUGCUCUUUGUACCGUUAACCUAUACACUCGCCACAGAGGAGGCGGAACGCAUUGGCGUUGAUCAUGUGGCGCGCAUGACAACAAAUGAAUCGGGAGAGAAAAGUGUUGUAGCCGAGCAUCUUGUUGCGCAGGACAGUGCCAUCAAGAUGCUAAAUACCCGUAUCAAAAUCGUUUUACAAUACAUUCAAGAUGUCGAAGGGGGCAAGUUGAAGGCAAAUCAGGAGAUCUUACGCGAGGCUUACGCGCUGUGCCAUCGACUGCCCGUAAUGCAAGUGCCCGCUUUUCAGGAAGAGUUCUACACGCAGUGCAACGAUGUGGGGUUGAUAAGUUACUUGGGUACGCUGACUAAAGGCUGCAACGAUAUGCAUCACUUUGUGAAUAAAUUCAAUAUGCUCUACGAUCGUCAGGGGUCGUCUCGACGCAUGCGAGGCCUCUACUACUAAUAGCAGCAUGAACCCAUUACAUUUAAUACAAGAUGCAUACGUACAUAUGUGGGCAAGUUUAUAAAAACCAUGAAAUCCACAGAAAAAAUACAUUUAAUUUUUUAAAUGCCA